Molecule: messenger RNA, 3945 nt
Organism: Sceloporus undulatus (fence lizard)
Lineage: Eukaryota; Metazoa; Chordata; Lepidosauria; Squamata; Phrynosomatidae
Gene: MINDY4
Product: MINDY lysine 48 deubiquitinase 4
Exons: 18
Coding region: 134-2449 (771 amino acids)
Biological process (GO): protein K48-linked deubiquitination
Molecular function (GO): K48-linked deubiquitinase activity; cysteine-type deubiquitinase activity
Source: RefSeq, a predicted model, not a curated record
UACUGACUGCCGGAACUGUAUGCCAGGCUGAAACCUGAGCCGAGGACCAGAAAGAAGGCAGCGGCUAAAUGCUGAGCAGGAGGAAGAACAUCAGUAAGCCAACGGUUUUUUAAAAAGAGGCAACAGUUGCAGAAUGGAAAAUGCUCUUGUGGAAGAGAUGGCUGCAUCUUUGGUCAGAGAGUUUCUCAGCAAAAAGGGCUUGAAAAAGACAAGCAGUACAAUGGAUAAGGAGUUCCCACGUACAGCUCUCAGCAUCAACAACAGAAAUGAGCUUCGUAACAUUUUACACCUGCAGUCCUUAUACAAAAUGAACAAGGCCAAGGAAAAUCCUCUAAAAACCCUUCUUGAAAUCAUCACCAGCUAUUUUCUGGAGCACCCAAGCAAUAGCCAAGGCAUUAAGGGGGGCCCAUCAGCCCCACAAAACCAGCUCUCCCAGCCUAGAGCAACAGAUAGCUUUAUAUUUAAGAAGUCUCUCCGUGAUGAAGCUACCUGGCAGCUGCCUGGAAAAAACAAGACAGAGACCUACAGGUAUGAAACUGAUGAGGAAACAAUCCAUCCAACUGGUCUCCUUGGGCGGCAUCUUCCCAAGAAAAGUGAGCAAAGCAAGCCAGACGAAGUGCUCAAUAGCAGCUCCCUUACUCUGGGAGAGAAGAAACCAGUUCAUCACUGUGAGGGUUUUCAAACAACGGAACUACCUUUGGAGACAAGAAGAACCAUGAGAGAGAAACUCCAAACCAAGCCAGGUGGUCUUGUUGCCAGAGGAAUGCUCUCCAACCUCACAGAUACUUCUCAAGAGGAUUCCUCAAAAAGGAGGCAUCUCAAACGGCUUUCUGGAAUCACUAGCAUGGCACGCCAUGGAGAGGAAGAUGGAACAAAGGGCUCGUUGCCAGUGGAUGAUUCCCAGGAAAAUCAAGGAAUUCCCAGUCAUCCUCCAAGUCUUCUCUCUUCAUGCAGUCCUACUUCAUUGGAUGUAAGCAAGGAUCCUUCAUCCAGAGAUCCACAUGGGCCACAUGCAAACCCUGGUGACAAAGUAGUCCAAAAUUUAGCCAUCAGCAAAGGAGAGCCGUUUGCCAACCUGAUAUCAGAAAGAUGCCAACUUGAAGAAAGGAAACUUGUGUCCAGUUAUGACACCAAGAUGAACAAGAAAAGCUCCUGCUUAAACCUUUUUCAAAAGCAGAUGCCUACAGAAAGUGAAAAAAGAGAGAGGUUAACAAAAAACAGUGAAAUUCAGGUUUCAGACGGCAGAAAGACUCCAGCGUCCACAUCCACUAAAGAACACAUGUUCAGAGAUACUUUAGAACUAGUUGAUGUUUCAGAUGAAGAAACAGUGGAGGAGGCUUACAACAUCCCUGACUCUUCUACUCUACAUGUACUCCAAGUCUCAUCAAAGCCCAUUGACUUCUUCCUCGCAAGGGACCUAAAAAUUUUGUUGUUUGGCUCAAACCUCGGUUGCUUCAGCGAAGAAUGGAAAAUCCAGAGUUUUACCUUUGACUGUAAUCCUCCACUGAAAUAUGGCAUUGUGCAAAAAAAGGGCGGACCAUGCGGGGUACUGGCAGCAGUUCAAGCCUGUGUCCUGCGACACCUUAUCUUUGGAGACAGUAACAGGAACAGCGAUACUCGGUGCCUUCAGCCUUCGGACAUGCACAGGACCAAAUGCCUCAUUCUGGCUCUUGCUGGUAUUUUAUGGCGUGCAGGUGGCAACAAGAAAGCAGUGGUUACCUUGUCUUCAGGAAUGCAACAGUUCACACCUGCAGGGAAAUACAAAGCAGAUGGCAUCUUGGAAAUGCUUGUGUUGUAUUCUAUGACAACAUAUGAAGACCUCCUGACAUUUCUGCAAGAACAUAUUCAUCAGUUUGAAGCUGGUCCAUAUGGAUGCAUUCUUCUGACUUUGUCUGUGAUCUUAUCAAGAUCUGUUGAUCAAGUUCGUGAAGAUUUUGAUGUUUUCACAAACCGGUUGAUUGGUGUACAUGGAUACUGUUCACAGGAGCUGGUUAACCUCCUGCUGACUGGCAAGGCCGUGUCCAAUGUUUUCAAUGAUGAGAUGGAUCUGGACUCUGGGAAUGGCAACAUCAUGGUUUUAAAAGGCAUUGGUGAACGCAGUGAUGUUGGAUUGCUGUCUCUUUUUGAGCACUAUGACGUCUGCCAGGUUGGCUGUUAUCUGAAGACUCCCAAGUUUCCCAUUUGGCUCGUGUGCAGCGAAAGUCACUUCAGCGUACUCUUCUGCCUGCGGAAGGAUUUACUUGGGGACUGGAAAACAGAGCGACGGUUUGACCUGUACUACUACGAUGGCUUAGCCAAUCAGCAAGAGGAGAUCCGCCUGACCAUUGAUACAUCGCUACCCUGUGUUGAAGACAAAGAAAAUGACCUCAUUCCUCCACUUGAACAUUGCAUUCGGACCAAGUGGAAAGGAGCUGUUGUCGACUGGAAUGGCACGGAACCCAUCCUGUGAAUGGCCUGACCCAUCAUCAGUUGAAAACAAACUUGUUCUCACACUUCAGGGUUAGCCCAGCAGAUGCUGGGUUUGCUAUCGUCGCCUUUGGUGGGACCAUCCCGUAAAGUGGGUGAGAGCAGGAUUUCAUCUUGCAUGGCUGGUGCUCCCUCUUUGGUGUAAACAGUGGCUGUGCAGACAUGGACCUGCUUUCCUUUGCUGUGUUCUGUGUGGGAGAGUAGAAAAUCAACCUUGACAGCUGAAAACAGGCUGCAGGAAAGGAGCAGUAAAACUGUCAACAUUCUGGUAUCUUAAUCCACCCCAUGUCCUGUGAUUGUAUCUGCUGAACAACAGGACAGCACCCAUGUAUCUUUUUUAGCAAAGGCUCUUUUUCACUGCCUCCAUUGUAAAUAGAGAAAACAGAAACAGAGAACACACUCACAAAUGAUAGAUGGAGUCAUUCUUCUCAAUAGUGUUUCUGCGUUAAGGUAACACAAUGGCUUUCAAAAUAGUAGACGAAAGGAGAUUGCUGCCAAUACUUCGCUCCCACACCUUUUGUCAGUACUCGGACUCUCGGACAGAAAAAGGCAUGAACUAAGGGUGUUGUCUUUAUUUCAGCAAAGACUCCAGAAUAUUGCUUGACAAUGAGAAUUGUAGAUGGCAUGCCGAACCAUUGAAACUGAAAUACUCUAAAGUAGAUGAUAGGACAAUAUGUUUUAUGCCUGGACACUGUUUUUGCUGGUCGGGACAACAUAUUCAUCACCAAGUUAGCAUCCCCAUAGUCAUUUCCCUACAACCAUUUCAAUCAGUUCCAUUUAUUAGAGAAGAGUAUGUGAAUUUAUGUCGUCAUAUUAUAUGUUUCCUGGCAUUGCUGGCAAACAUAAUGAACAUAGAUCUCAAGCAGGAAAACAGAUUAUGUGAUAUUCCUGACUCACGUAGGAGUUACAAUAGAAAAUAUGUCUGGGACUGAGCAAGAGGAUUUGGUAUGGGGAUGUCAAUCUCUAUGAUGACUAAAGUGUCUAGACUAGAUCUCCAUCAGAGAAACAUUUCCAGUAAUUUAUACAUUCAAAGCAUUUAUUUUAUAAGGCAUAAAAACAAAACAGAAUAGACACCCAAGGAGGGCAGUUUCUUCUUUGGUUGAGUAAAAACACGGAAUCCAGGAUCUUGCCUUCAUGGUUCGGCCCAUUUCUACUUAGGCAGAGUUGGGUCUGAAAUCCUCAUGUCUGAUGAUGUUCUGCCUUUAGUGCUGAGGCCUUGGAUAGGAGGGUGGUCAGGAGAAAAGAGUCAGGGAACAUCAAGCUGGUUAUCUGUGCCCCGCUUGUGCCUUAGGAUUUUAGAAGUGAAAUGUACUUGCUAAAAUAUAUAUUGUUUAGGAGUAAUAUUUUCUGUACAGUGUAGCAAGUAGGUUUGACAGUGUCUCCUUGCAGCUGCAGCAUUUGUUGAAUGAAGUUGUAUUUAGUGGGCAUUUUAAUGUAAUUUUGUAAAUAAAAGUGUUUUUGAUUUGAUAUUACAACUAA